CAGUCGCUCAGUCGCAGCAGUCGAUCGAAGAAGUAGUAGUCGCAGGCCAGCCGCCAGUGAGAGAAACGAAAGCGAAGCGCUGCGAAAGUCGUGUGUUUUGUUUUGUUUUUUUGUUUGACUCACUUGACACUUGACAUUCACGUGCACGUGCAGCAGCAGCAUCCGUGUGCCGUGUUGUUGUUCCCAUUUUUGGUUCGGUUUUUUGGGUGUGUGCGCGCGCGCUCCUGUCGACCUCAACUCGACCACAGAGAACUACUACUACUACUCCUCCUCCAAUCAACGCAAACCCCGGUCAACGCAACCAAAAUGGCGCCCCGCAACAAGGAACAGGAGGCCGAGGUGCUGCAGUGGAUUGGCGAGGUGCUGGGCGAACCGUUGCCGGCCGGCCCGUACGAGGACGUGCUGAAGGACGGUAUCGUGCUGUGCAAGCUGAUCAACAAGCUGGCGCCCGGCUCGGUGAAGAAGAUCCAGGAGCGUGGCACCAACUUCCAGCUGAUGGAGAACAUCCAGCGCUUCCAGGCGGCGAUCAAGAAGUACGGUGUGCCGGAGGAAGAGAUCUUCCAAACCGCCGACCUGUUCGAGCGCCGCAACAUCCCCCAGGUGACGCUCUGCCUGUACUCGCUCGGCCGCACGACCCAGAAGCACCCGGAGUACCAGGGACCAACGCUCGGACCGAAGAUGGCGGACAAGAACGAGCGCACCUUCUCGGAGGAGCAGCUGCGGGCCCACCACGGCGAGCUGAACCUGCAGAUGGGCUACAACAAGGGCGCAUCGCAGGCCGGUUGCGGUUCGUUUGGCAACUCGCGCCACAUGUAAAUCGCCACACAGCGCGCGCCGCGUGACGUUGCGUAUGUGUGCAGGAUUCCGCCCCUUCCAGCCAGCCAGGAGGGGUUCACCAAACCAAAACAAACAAACAAAAAAAAAACAAAAAAAAACCAAACAACAGUGUCCGCCGCCGGGUGCCUGCCGGUGCGGUGUUGUUGCCGCGCUAUCUGUGCUAUCUGUCCCCGUCUGUGCGCUUAUUAGGCAGAUGUAGAUUAUUUAUUUUUUUGUUUUUAGGUGUUAACGUAACGCGUGGAACGUCCAGAGUAGAGAGCAGCGGAGGGUGAGGGGGGCUUUCAUCCUUAAACCACCCAUACACAUUCACAUUGAAGUAAUCACUCUCUUUUCAUGGCGAAACAAAAAAAAACAAACAACAUACACACAUACAGCUACACAUAUUUAUGCAAAUACACAUCCCGCAGC
Molecule: messenger RNA, 1245 nt
Organism: Anopheles aquasalis
Lineage: Eukaryota; Metazoa; Arthropoda; Insecta; Diptera; Culicidae
Product: myophilin
Biological process (GO): actomyosin structure organization; actin filament organization
Cellular component (GO): actin cytoskeleton
Molecular function (GO): actin filament binding
Source: RefSeq, a predicted model, not a curated record